This is a messenger RNA of Phytomonas sp. EM1, 1308 nucleotides long. The record is from the annotation of a GenBank genome assembly. NCBI's taxonomy places the organism in Eukaryota, Euglenozoa, Kinetoplastea, Trypanosomatida, Trypanosomatidae.
AUGUCAGAUUUCAAUGAAGAAGAUAUGAGCUCGGUUUCGAGCGGACUUGGCGAGGAAGGCCCUCAGGCGGAUGUCGUCUACCCUUUGAACGUCGAAACGGCCGUGCCCGGCUGCCAUGAGGGGCUUUUCAAAACCCUCCUCGUGGAAGGCCAUGGGGCGCGCCCCGUGAGCGGGGCGAAGGUGAUCGUGCACUACGUCGGCCGUCUGGAAUCGGACGGGAGCGUCUUCGAUAGCAGCCGGGAGCGUGGUGAACCCUUUGAGUUCACCCUUGGCAAAGGUCAGGUGAUUAAAGGGUGGGAUAAAGGCGUGGCGACGAUGCGGAUCGGGGAGACGGCGGUGUUAAAAUGCUACGCGGAUUACGCCUAUGGGGCGGCCGGGAGCCCGCCGAAAAUCCCAGGCAACGCGACCUUGUUAUUCGAGGUGGAGCUCCUUGGGUGGACCCGGGAGGAGGAUAUCUCCGAGAAGAAGGAUCGCUCGCUGAUGAAACGCACCCUCACGGAAGGGGUUGAUUACGCGAAUCCGGAGUUCGAGUCGGAGGUGGUGGUGGAUGUGGCGGUUUACUCUGGCGCCUUCAGCCCCGAAAACGAGGACGAGAUGACGGCGGUGUGGGAGAAACAAGAGUGGAGGCUUGUGUUGGGGGAUACGACGUUGCCGCCGUUUUUUGAGGAAUGUCUAAAGAGCAUGCGAAAAGGGGAAUCCGCGAUUUUCCGUAUUGCUUCCGCGCUUGUUCCUCAGGCGCAUCCAGAGUUCGGCAUCCCCGCCGCGGAGGCGCGGGAAAACGCCGACGUCUCCUACGACGUAACGCUGCGGGAGCUGAAAACGAUCCCGACGUGGGGGCUCGCCGCGUCGGAGCGGAUCGCGCAAGGGAGCCUUCGUAUCGACAAAGGAAAUGCGGCUUUUCAGAAAGGGGAUCUCGCCCUCGCGGAGCGAUUUUACCGCCGCGCACAGGAGUUCCUCGGGGACUUCUUCGGCCCCGACGAGGAAGGGGAGGCGGAGUGGCAAAAGACGCGUAUUCGCGCGAUGGGGAAUCUUUCACAGGUGUUAUUGAUGACGGGCAACCACGGCGAGGCGAUCACCAUAUGCAAAAAUAUUAUCAGCAUGAAUCCCUCCGAGAAGAAGGCGCUCUUCCGCAUGGCCAAGGCUCUCAACAUCCGUCAGGACUGGGAUGAGGCCUUGGAAGCGUUGGAUCGAAUUCUUCGCGAGGAUCCCGACAACGCGGACGCCAAGGCGCUUCGGAUGCAGGUUUCGAACGAAAGACGAGCGUACAACCAAAAGCAGAAGUCCUUGUUCAAGAAAAUGUUCAGCUGA